Messenger RNA from Closterium sp. NIES-67, 1501 nucleotides. NCBI's taxonomy places the organism in Eukaryota, Viridiplantae, Streptophyta, Zygnematophyceae, Desmidiales, Closteriaceae. The record is from the annotation of a GenBank genome assembly.
CGACAACGCAUUUUGCAGCAGCUGAAUUCACUUCACUUCCCACUCGCACUCGUAGGUCCCUCAACUACCACUGCUACUUGUGGUUACUCACGACACGGCCGUAGCGCUAAACGUGUAGUUUUCGGGAUUGGUUCCCCUGCCUCCGGGCUUAGUCCAGAUGGCCUGUCGCGACCUUCUGCUGUCGCUUCUUCUCGCAGCACUUGUGUCGCUCGUCGUCGCCGGCGAUUUCUCCGACGUCGUCGAGCUGACGCCUGACAAUUUCGGGGAUCACGUGGGGAGGGAGAAAGCGGUGUUUAUUAAAUACUAUGCGCCAUGGUGCGGCCACUGCAAGAAGCUGGCUCCUGAUUACGAGAAAUUCGCCUCUGCCUUCAGAAAGACCAGCACUGUUGUCAUUGCCAAGGUCAACUGUGAUGCGCACAAGGAGCUCUGUAGCGAGUACAGAGUGCGCGGCUACCCCACCCUCAAGUGGUUCCCUGCCGGCACCGACCUCCCUGACGACUACGACGGCCGCAGGGAGGCUGCAGACAUGGUCAACUGGGUGAACGACAAGCUGGGCACCAGCGUGCGAGUGCCUGUGAGCACGUCUCACGUGGUGGCCCUCUCACCGGCCACCUUCGACUCUAUCGCUCUGGACCCCACCAAGCACGUGCUCGUUGAGUUCUACGCCCCGUGGUGCGGCCACUGCAAGAACCUCGCCCUGAUUUACGAGCAGGUGGCAGCAGCGUUCAAGUUGGAGAAGAACGUGGUUAUCGCUAAAGUGGACGCAGACGAGCACAAGGAGCUCAAGGACAGAUAUGGCGUAUCUGGUUUUCCCACGCUCAAGUGGUUCCCAGCAGGCGACGGGGCGGAGGAGGAGGACUACAGGGGGGAGAGGGAGCUGCUGGACCUCGUUCGCUUUGUGAACGAGCGGGCGGGCACCCGCAGAAACGUCAAGGGCGGACUCACCAGCUCUGCCGGCCGCAUCGAGUCACUGGAUGACAUUGCGGGUAGAUUCCUGGAAGCUUCAGCCCAGGAGAGGGCUGGUCUCGUGGCAGAGGCACAAGGGGUGAACGUGCCGGCGAAUGUGCAGAGGCACGCGGACCUGUAUGUGAAGGUGAUGCGUAGCGUGGUGGACAAGGGCAAUGAAUACGUGGCAAAAGAGAUUGCUCGACUCUCCAAAGUGCUUGACGGGGAUUUGAAGCCUGAAAAGGCGGAUGACUUCACUAUUCGCAAGAAUAUUCUGUCAGCGUUUGUGACACAUGUUGGUACAGCAUCGAAAUAGGCUGUUUUAAAUCGAGUUGAUCUCCAUUCUUCUGGUGGGAUGUCCCGGGAUAGAGAAUUCGGAGGAAACACCAAUGGACUAUAUGACAUGGAGCGCAAAGCAAAUGGGUUGACGCAUGAUGCUUCCGGGUGCAUGUUCAAUGAGGAACAUGCUCGACUAUUGAUGCACGCUUCACAUUUGCACUUGAUUCACUCUGCAAGCUGAUGUCUGAUACAGUUCGUUUUUUCCUUAAAUAAGCCU